AUGGCUGCUUUGCUCGGCGAUGCGGGCUUUUCCGCUGGCCUGGCCGCGGUCCCUCGGCGGCCGCAGCGCAAUGCACGCACAGGUGACAAGAACAACAUCUACAUCAUCGGACAUGCUGCUUUUGGCCAGGGGCUCAUGCAGCUGGAAUCUUGUCCGCCGAGCUCGUUGAUGCCAAUCGAUCCAGCGAGCUCAGAUGAGGAGGAGGAGUCAGAGUCGAGCAGCAGCGAGUCUGAGUCCGAGACCGACUCCAGCUCGGAUCACCUGCCGGAGCGUCCGCGGCGUAUUGGUGCGAACGAGGCUGCCGCGAAAGCUUUCUUCAAGGCGAAGAGCUGCAGCAAUGAAGGCGCGGGGGUUGGUGCCACGUUCGCACCCGCUGGCCCUGCCAGGAAGACUUCAUCAGGCUCAGGCUCGGACGGCGGCUCCAAGCCACGAAGGCGCCGGCCUCCAAAAGGCUUUGCAGAUGACGGCGAGCCUGCGCCGCCACCAGAGCAGGAGGACCGGAUGGGCGUAUGGCCUCCGGUUCCCACCGUCGACAUCUUCGCCGAAGCUCUGACGGAUGCUUUGAUCCUGCGGGUGACAAGAGCAACAGAGGAGGAGACUCCUCCACAGACGAUGUGUGCUCAAUGGCUUGUUUGCGAUCCUGUUAUGUCGAAGCUCUUUCUCUUCUCACCAAUCCAAACUUUGAUGUUCAAAUGCGUAGUCUUGGUUUCAUUAGCCACUGGCUGCUAA
This is a messenger RNA of Symbiodinium sp. CCMP2592, 729 nucleotides long. The record is from the annotation of a GenBank genome assembly. Lineage: Eukaryota; Dinophyceae; Suessiales; Symbiodiniaceae.